Messenger RNA from Malassezia pachydermatis, 1410 nucleotides. RefSeq lists its product as hypothetical. Lineage: Eukaryota; Fungi; Basidiomycota; Malasseziomycetes; Malasseziales; Malasseziaceae. The record is from RefSeq and is a predicted model, not a curated record. The transcript has a single exon. The coding region runs from base 1 to 1410 and encodes 469 amino acids.
AUGCAGUCACGCAAUGACGAAGAAGAAAACGAAGUACAAUCUAUGGUCGCGCCAGUGUCCAAGGUAUGGGUACAGGAAGUACGAGAUGCGUCGCUGUCGUCGUCUUCCACGGCGUCGUCGCUGGAGUCGCUAGAGGAGCUGUUUGACGAGGCGAAUGACGAGGCGAAUGACGAGGCGAUGAUUUCUAUGCAGGAGACGAGUGCCAUGCUGCCUACAGCACAGAAUACAAGCACAGAGCUUGGCCAGGAAGACGAGGAGAGCGAGGAAGAAGAAAUGGACGAAGACGAUGUCUUGGCCUUUGAGGCGCACAUGCAUGCCAACACGAACGACGACUUUGUGGAUCCUACGGAGGCCACUGCCUCCCCUGCACCCAAGUCAGGGACACAACUGCCUACCAAGCGUCUUUCACGCUCGCGCCUCUCGCCUGCGUCCGAACGCGGGCUCAUCGAGAUGCUCGUCCACGUCUUGGACGAAGCGCCCGCGGCGUCGACAGAGGAUGCAGAAACAUUGGCCGCCCAGCCUGUGCCUACCUGGAUAUGGGAUCGCCUAUGUGAAAAGUUUCCCGAACAUGCGCUGCCUGCAUGGCAGCGGUACUAUGAGCGCAACAAGGUGAUGGUCUGGCAGGCCGCGCUGGAUCAGUACUCUCUUCGUGCUACGCCCUCGACGAUCUUUCCCUCUUCGUCGACGCCGGUGCGGCAGGCACCACCGGCACCACGCGACGAAGCGCCGACGCCCGCACGCCCACGGCGUACAACACGCUCCAGUGUGCUAGGCGGCAUGCCGGCCGCGGCGGCGCCCACGCAGCCGCCCGUCCCCGUCACAGCACCGACGCCUGAGGUGGAGGAGGCGGCCAGUUCCACGCUCCACACGCCCCAAAGCCAAGCGAUUCCCCCGGCGUUCACACCUGCCACGGUGCGUGUGGGCCAACGGAGUGGGCAUCGCGAAGCCAAAGUCAUCGCUCGCGCCGAGGGGCGGACCAACGAAGGCACGCCAUCGCCGUCUAUGGAGCGCAAGCGGCCACGAACCUCGUCGUUGUCCCCGGAUCUGUCCACGUCCUCGGCGCCUGUCCAAAUGGAACGCACACGCCAUCCGCCGUCGCGUGCGGAGGAAAUGCGUGCUCGUGCUCAGUACGAGGCGCAUGUUUGGGCCCUGUGUGCGGACUAUGGCUUUGUCUCACCGCGUCAGCUGAUGCCGUACAUGAUCGAAGUGGGUGGAGACGUGGAGCAGUGCCGACGUAAGGUGCAGAAGCAUAUGGAGCACUUGGCACGUCAGUACCAAAUGGAGACGCUGACGAUUAUUGAGCUUCUUGAUGCACACCACGGCAAUGUUGAGCAGCUUAUGACGGUGAUGAACAUCCAGCAGCGAGCGCGGGCUCGACAGUUUUCACGCACCCAUUCGAAUUUUACAUAG